CUUGCCACAGAAUACAACCGCGUUUUAAUAUUCAAGGGGCCAAUAGAGGGUAAAAUGCUUCCGGGUCACGUGAUAAGGACAGAGAAGGUGGCAAAUGAAGGGAGCUGCCGUGUGAGGUGUUUUUUGGAGCCCAACUGUGUGUCUAUUAAUGUCGGUCCUGCUGGCGACCAAGGACAGCGCACCUGUGAGUUAAAAAACUUUACAGAUGAAAGUCCAUCACAGACUGGCUUGCAGGAAGCGACAGGCCACAUUCACUAUUCAGCUGAGGUAUCAGAUAUUUUUGCUGAUUAUCAUUUAUGCUUGUCAGUCUUAAAUGUUAUUCGUGAAACGGGAAUUCGUUUAUGCUGGAUACAACUAAGACUGAUGGUAAUCAAUAGAAGAAAAACGUUUCAAUUUAGAAACAAUUUCACUUAAUUAAAAGUAAUCUAGUAAAACAAUAAUUGAUAGGAAAGAGAGCUUUUAAACUAAAAAACGAGGGGCAUUUGCAAACUUUCUGGGAACUAAUUACUAUUCAAUAACUAGUUAAUAAUUUUACAUGGAGUAUCUGCUAAAAUAAAUUUCUUUCCAACAGAACAUUUGUCACAGUAACCCAUGCCCUGGAGAGAACUUUAUCUGUCAGGUGGGCUUCACAGCUAAACGCUACCGAUGUGUUUGCCGUGAUGGUUUUAAAGGAGAAAACUGCGACGAAGGUAUGACUUGUUAG
Porites lobata is the source of this 703-nucleotide messenger RNA. The record is from the annotation of a GenBank genome assembly. NCBI's taxonomy places the organism in Eukaryota, Metazoa, Cnidaria, Anthozoa, Scleractinia, Poritidae.